AUGAUAUCGAUACAAUCAGCAAUCAAGCGGUCAGUGACCAAGAGUGGUCUGCUGACUUCUUCGUCAGUAUACGCUCGCAGCAGCAUGAUUAGUAACAGCAGCCGACCGACAUUUGGCGUGCGACCAUUCGCCUCGCUCACACCAGGCUCGCCCCUGACCAACCAGCCAAAGUCCCGCAAGGAGCUGUCAGAGUCCUUCUUGGACGGCACGUCGUCCAACUACGUCGAGGACAUGUACAACUCGUGGAAGAGCGACCCAUCCUCUGUGCACAACUCGUGGGCCUCCUUCUUCCAGUCAGCUGACAUGGAGACCCCUGUCGGCGAGGCCUACAUGUCGCCCCCAACCCUCGGAACCACCGCCCCAGUUGCCGCCUCGCCCUCCACCGGCCCCGUCUCUGGCGCAUCCAGCAUGAAGCAGGUCAGUGACAGCAUGCGUCUCCUCCUCCUCAUCCGUGCCUACCAAGUGCGCGGCCACGCCAUUGCCAACCUCGACCCACUCGGUCUCCAAGUUCGUCCAGAGCCACCCGAGCUCAACAUCAGCAGAUAUGGAUUCACUGAGGCUGAUAUGGACAGACCAAUUAUGGUUGGUGAUGGAUUGAUCUCUGGAUUCUUGACAAACAACGCACCACAGACUACACUGAGACACGUGAUGUCCCGCUUGAAGCAGGUCUACUCUAGCAACAUCGGCAUUGAGUACAUGCACAUUCAGGACAGAGAGAUGUGCGAUUGGAUUCGCGAGAAGUUUGAGACGCCCGUGAGCAAGGUGUUCUCACGCGAGCAGAAGGUCAAGGUGCUCGAGCGUCUCGCCUGGGCCGACCAGUUCGAGGCAUUCCUGGGGCUCAAGUACAAGACUCACAAGAGAUUCGGUCUCGACGGUUGUGAGUCGCUCAUCCCCGGUAUGAAGGCCAUGAUCGACGACAGUGCCCAGCAGGGAGUUGUCGACGUCGUCAUCGGCAUGCCACAUCGUGGCCGUCUCAAUGUGUUGGCCAACGUCGUGCGCAAGCCACUCAAGGCUAUCUUCAACGAGUUCAACGGCGGUGUCAUCAGUCUCGAGGGCGAGUACUCGGGCACCGGUGACGUCAAGUACCAUCUUGGCACGUCGUACGACCGCAUCACCUCUGACGGCAAGAAGGUUCAUCUGUCGCUCGUCGCCAACCCAUCCCAUCUCGAAGCCGUCAACCCGGUCGUCGAAGGCAAGGUCCGCGCCAAGAUGCACUACUCCAACGAUGUCGAGCAGUCCAAGUCUCUCCCAAUCGUCCUCCACGGUGAUGCCUCCAUCGCCGGCCAAGGUGUCGUCUACGAGACCCUCCACCUCAGCAAGUUGACCAACUACUCCACCGGUGGUACCAUUCACAUCGUUGUCAACAACCAGAUUGGUUUCACUACCAAUCCAACAUCAUCGAGAUCCUCAAUGUACUGCACUGACGUUGCCAAGACCAUCGAUGUACCAAUCUUCCACGUCAAUGGUGAUGAUGUCGAGGCAGUCGUCCACGUCUGCAAGAUCGCUUCCGAGUGGAGACAGAAGUUCAAGAGAGACGUCAUUGUAGAUAUUGUUUGUUAUAGAAGAUUCGGUCACAACGAGACAGAUCAACCAAAGUUCACUCAGCCAAUAAUGUACACUAGAAUAGCAGAGACAACACCUGUGAUUGAGAAGUACUCGAAGCAAUUGAUUGGCGAGGGAGUGUUGACCACUGAGCAAUUCGAUCAGUUGAAGCAAGUGAUCCGUGAGGCCUACGAGAAGGGCUUCCAGGAGGGCAUGAAGUACACGCCCAAGCCAUCCGACUGGUUCGAGAACCACUGGGCUGGCAUCAAGAACACCACGCAGCCAGCCGUCAUCCAGAAGACCAGCAUCACUCCAGAGCUCGUCAAGAAGCUCGGAGGUGUCCUUACCUCGGUGCCCCAGGGCUUCGAGCCACACACCACCAUCAAGCGUAUCCUCAAGGAGAAGGCUGAUAUGUUUGAGAAGGGCUCCGGCUUUGAUUGGGCCACCGCUGAGGCUUUGGCCUUUGGCUCUCUGUUGCUCGAUGGCAACCACGUGCGUCUGUCCGGCCAGGAUGUCGAGCGUGGCACCUUCAGUCAUCGUCAUGCCGUCAUCCACGACCAGAAGAACGGCUCCACUCACACUCCACUCCAGACUCUUGAGAAGAAUCUUAACCAACCGGCCGCCAAGUUCCUCGCCUCCAACAGCUCGCUGUCAGAGUUUGCCGUGCUCGGCUUUGAGCUCGGUUACUCCCUAGAGAACCCCAAGUCAUUGGUUCUCUGGGAGGCCCAGUUUGGUGACUUUAGCAAUGGCGCUCAGGUCAUCAUCGAUCAAUUCCUCUCGUCUGGUGAGGCCAAGUGGAUGCGUCAGUCUGGUCUUGUCAUGCUGCUGCCACACGGCUACGAUGGUGCUGGCCCCGAGCACUCCUCCUGCCGUCUGGAGAGAUACCUGCAGAUGUGCGACAGUGAUCCCAACAAGAUCCCACCACGCUCAGAGGCCGAGCAGAAGCAGGCUCAGCACUGCAACUGGCAGAUCCUCAACUGCACAACGCCCGCCAACUACUUCCACGCACUCAGACGUCAGGUCAUGCGUGACUUCCGUAAGCCAAUGGUGAUGGCCUCGCCCAAGUGGCUCCUGCGUCUGCAGCAGUCAUUCUCCUCCGUCGACGACUUCACCAAGGUCGAUUCGUUCACUCGUGUCUACCCCGAGGCCGCACCCGCCGACUUGGUUGCGCCAGAGAAGGUCCGUCGCGUUAUCUUCUGCUCUGGACAAGUCUACUAUUUACUCAAGAACGCCCGUGACGCUGCCAAGGUCAAGGACGCCGCCAUCAUCCGUGUCGAGCAGCUGCAUCCAUUCCCCUUCGACCUCGUGGCCGACCAGCUCAACCACUACCCCAACGCCAAGGCCGUCUGGUGUCAGGAGGAGCCAAUGAACAUGGGACCAUGGUCAUUCGUCUACCACUACUUCGUCUCGACGUUCCGUUCCAUCAACCGUCCAUUCGAGUUGCAAUACGCCGGUCGUCCAUCCAGUGCCUCGCCCGCCGUCGCUUCACACUCUCUGCACAACCUGCAACAGGAGAGCUUCAUGGCUGAAGCCUUGGGGACAAAGAAGAGCCUAGACACGUCCAAUGUUGCCUAA
This is a messenger RNA of Acytostelium subglobosum LB1, 3117 nucleotides long. RefSeq lists its product as hypothetical. Bases 1 to 3117 code for a protein of 1038 amino acids. Gene Ontology annotation, biological process: tricarboxylic acid cycle. Gene Ontology annotation, molecular function: thiamine pyrophosphate binding; oxoglutarate dehydrogenase (succinyl-transferring) activity. NCBI's taxonomy places the organism in Eukaryota, Evosea, Eumycetozoa, Acytosteliales, Acytosteliaceae. The transcript is spliced from 5 exons. The record is from RefSeq and is a predicted model, not a curated record. Gene Ontology annotation, cellular component: oxoglutarate dehydrogenase complex; mitochondrion.